Messenger RNA from Lodderomyces theae, 2262 nucleotides. It is a transcript of the gene YAK1, whose product is annotated as serine/threonine protein kinase. Bases 1 to 2262 code for a protein of 753 amino acids. Gene Ontology annotation, molecular function: protein serine/threonine kinase activity; protein tyrosine kinase activity; ATP binding. The record is from RefSeq and is a predicted model, not a curated record. Gene Ontology annotation, cellular component: nucleus; cytoplasm. Gene Ontology annotation, biological process: peptidyl-threonine phosphorylation; peptidyl-serine phosphorylation. NCBI's taxonomy places the organism in Eukaryota, Fungi, Ascomycota, Pichiomycetes, Serinales, Debaryomycetaceae. The transcript has a single exon.
AUGUCUUAUAAUCAUUACAACUACAGACACAAUUCGAUUGGAGGUAAUUGGCAUUUACCACCACCAACUCAGCAGCAACAGCAGCAACAGCAACAGCAACAGCAACAGCAGCACCAGCAACAGCAGUACCCCAAUGGAAGACAUGACACCCUGGUACAAGAUCAAAUGUAUCUACCGCAACAGGCUUACAAAAAUCAAGCUCCGGGGUUUCGUAACCCGUGGUUUUCCAUGAACCAUUCCCUGUCAGCUACAUCUUCCCCCUCUUCGUCUGCAUUGUCUCAAUCGCCAACAAAGUCACACCAUUUACCAUUAUUGCAACAGCAUCAGCCCCCGCCUUUAAACAAGCGAUUGUCAUUCACAAAUCAGCUUCUGACAACUUAUGAAAAUGAAAGUUCCGCCAACGCCAAUCCUCAAGUUUCUCCUUAUGUACAACCGCCAACUCGUGCCGAUAAUCCAUUCACUCAGUAUUUUUCCAAUCCCGAUGUAUCACUCAACAACCCCAAUGACCGUCGAAUGUCAGCGGCAGUGGAUGGAACCUACAGCAAUCCGUAUGGAUAUAACCAACAAGCUAGAGCAGGUCCGGCAUUGGUUGCACAGGGUGGGAAUGGAGCCUUGUUUGGUAGUAACGCCGACGCGUCAGUGGUACCAGGUGUGGCACCUGGACUAUCCCAAUUCAUCAAUCCCAGUAUGGCCCCUAUACCCGGCGCAAACCGAAGAUCAUCAGUAGCUGUUAUGCCUAAUCAUUAUUACCAACAACAACAACAGCACCAGCCAAUUUACGACAGUAAAACUGGUCAAUACUAUCCUCCACCUGCUAGAAGAUCGGGCUCUAUCGUGCAAUACCAGCAGUACAAGCAAGCACUUCAACAACAAAAGGCAACAAAUUUAAGAAAACCUGCCCCCAAGGCUAGGAAAAUUCACAACAAAUCAGAACUUUGUCCCAAAAUCCACCAGCAACCCAAGUACAGACGGUGCUCUGUUAACUCCGUUCAUAUUUCACCUCUCAAUGCAUUAUCGGUGUAUUUAACUGAGUCUUAUGGCAUAUGCCAGCCAAGGAAGUUUCAGUAUUCAAAAUCAACGAAUCCUAAACGGGUAUUAACCAAACCUCUGGAUCCAAAGUUCAAUAACGGGUACGACAACGAAGAAAGUGAUUAUAUUCUUUAUGUCAAUGAUAUUCUCGGAAGCGAAGAAGGUAGAAAGUAUAUGGUUCUCGAUUUAUUAGGGUCAGGUACCUUUGGUCAGGUUGUUAAGUGCCAAAAUUUGAUAAAUCAAACUGUAUGUGCUGUGAAGGUUAUCAAAUCCAAACCGGCUUACAUGAACCAGUCCUUGACAGAAGUGAAGUUGUUGGAGUUUUUAAACAACAACAGUGACGGAAAGAGCUUUAUACGGUUAUUGGACACAUUUAUGCACAAGGAGCACUUGUGUUUAGUGUUUGAGCUCUUGGCUUCGAAUCUUUAUGAGUUGAUCAAACAGAACCAAUUUCAAGGAUUGAGUAUGAAAUUGGUGAAGCUACUUACUAAGCAAUUGCUAGAUGCAUUAGCUCAGUUGAAGAAUUUUCAAAUGAUCCACUGUGAUUUGAAACCGGAAAAUAUUUUGCUAUGCCAACCAGAUAAACCUAAUAUCAAAGUAAUUGAUUUCGGCUCUGCAUGCUUCACGAGACAAACUAUCUACACAUACAUCCAGUCAAGGUUUUACCGAUCACCAGAGGUUAUUCUUGGUUUACCGUAUACGGAAUCUAUUGAUAUGUGGUCUUUGGGUUGUAUUGUGGGGGAGUUUUUCCUUGGAUUGCCAAUGUUUCCAGGUACUUCCGAGUAUAAUCAAAUCUGGAAGAUUGUUGACAUGUUGGGCCCCCCACCAAGACACAUGAUUGAAGUAGGUCGAAAUUCAUUGAGUUUUUUCAAAAAGAUACCUAGUGAGAAACCAGAUGGGAAACCAACCUAUGAAAUAAAGUCUUUUGAAGAGUACUCACAUGAUUUGCAAGCUGCCAAAAUGGAAAGUGGACCGAGUCAUUCACACAAAAAGGAACACCCAAACAAGAACUACUUUAAACACAAGUUGUUGAAGGAUAUUAUUUUGAAUUACAAACUUCCUAGUAAGAAGAUGACCAGUCUGAUGGUUGAAAAGGAAUGUCAAGAGCGAUUACUAUUGGUUGAUUUUUUGACAAAGGUGCUCAAUCUCAAUCCCUUGGAAAGGUUGACACCGCAGGAGGCAUUAAAGCACCCGUUUGUCCAAGAUGUGAAAUCCAUCGAGAUGCCCGUAUAG